Messenger RNA from Syngnathoides biaculeatus (alligator pipefish), 1490 nucleotides. It is a transcript of the gene trub1, whose product is annotated as TruB pseudouridine (psi) synthase family member 1. The record is from RefSeq and is a predicted model, not a curated record. The coding region runs from base 57 to 950 and encodes 297 amino acids. NCBI's taxonomy places the organism in Eukaryota, Metazoa, Chordata, Actinopteri, Syngnathiformes, Syngnathidae. Gene Ontology annotation, cellular component: mitochondrion. Gene Ontology annotation, biological process: mRNA pseudouridine synthesis; tRNA modification. The transcript is spliced from 9 exons. Gene Ontology annotation, molecular function: RNA binding; pseudouridine synthase activity.
AAUUGCGAAGGAGCGAAGAAGUCGUUUGACAUCAGCGAAGAAGAUUGUGGCCUCCAAUGUCCACCGAAGAAAAGAGCAUGGCUGGAAGCAACGCUGCUGCACCCUCAAGUAGUUCUCUAUUAAAACUGCAGUCUUUGAAUGGACUUUUUGCAAUCUAUAAAAAGCAUGGUCCGACCUCUGCCAAUGUUUUGAACAAGCUCAAAGAAACUCUACUCAAGGAAGCCGGUGUGAAGAAUCCAAACCCGAGGAAGAGGAAUAAACAGAGUCUAAAGAUGGGCCACGGAGGAACGCUCGACAGUGCUGCCUCUGGAGUAUUAGUUGUUGGUGUUGGAAAUGGCACAAAAAUGCUCAGCACAAUGUUGGCUGGUUCCAAGAAAUACAUUGCUGUUGCAGAGUUUGGGAAAGCAACUGAUACUCUUGAUGCUACUGGCAGUGUUACUCAAGAGAAAGACUUCAAACAUAUUACCAAAUUGGAUUUAGAGGAGAAGCUGAACAGUUUUGUUGGCAAAAUCAUGCAAGUCCCACCACUUUACUCAGCGCUGAAAAAAGACGGCCAGCGAAUGUCUGUCCUUCUGAAGAAAGGUCACAAGGUAGCGGCAAAACCAGCAAGAUCCGUCACUGUGUACAACUUGACCCUGCAAGAGUUCAAGCUGCCAUUCUUCACGUUGGAUAUUGAAUGCGGUGGUGGAUUUUAUGUGAGGAGCUUGGUGGAUGACCUGGGAAAAGCACUCUUGUCAUGUGCUCAUGUCAAGGAGCUGACCCGUACCAAACAGGGUCAGUUCACCUUGGAGCAGCAUGCCUUACAUGAGGAGCAAUGGACACUGGAACACAUCCUCCAGUCACUGCAACCGUGCCCAGAGUCAGAACAGAGUCUGGACAGUAUAGCAGGGCCACAAGGUUAUCAAGUGGGCUUCCUUCCGUCAUCAAAUGUUUUGCUGAUGGGCCCAUGACACUCUCGAGAGGGUUCAGCAGUGAAUCCCGGCGUCCCAGGUUCACCACCUAGGUGCCAUCAAAUCGGGUCUUUCCUCUUUAUCCACAGCCACUGGCUUGCCUUUUCCACCGCCUUGGAGAGAUCUCUGACUGCCUGCCGAUAGGCCUUCCCUCGUACUCCCAUCUCUCUUAGUAGCCUGGAUGCUGAAGAGGCUAUAAACCCUCUGGAGCCAACUACCUCUGCUGUCCAACCUUGCUGUUGCACUUCGGCCGAAAGUCCUGCAUACCUCAGCCGCUUCCGCUCAUAUGCCUCGACUGCACCCUCCCAGGGCACUGUGAGCUCAAUGAUGUCGACGAGCUUAAGAGAGGUAUAUUAUAGCUAUCAGUUCUGUAGACGUGUAAUGAUUUUUUUUCUUGUUACAGCUACGUUCUGUAUAUAGUUUGUCUUUCAACAGUUUGUUUUUUAUGUGUAUAUAAGUGAAUGUAGACCACACUGCUGUACUGCGGUCUGCGCAUAAGCAUGCGUCUCAAAAUACAACAUUGGAUCAUUCCAACUUUCA